This is a messenger RNA of Aplysia californica (California sea hare), 966 nucleotides long. RefSeq names its product amidase. Gene Ontology annotation, molecular function: catalytic activity. NCBI's taxonomy places the organism in Eukaryota, Metazoa, Mollusca, Gastropoda, Aplysiida, Aplysiidae. The record is from RefSeq and is a predicted model, not a curated record.
GGCGUGGCGCUGUGACAUACAAGGGUCCAGCGAGGGUCUCCUGGCCGGUAAGACUUUGGCCAUCAAGGACAACUGUGCCGUGGCCGGAGUGCCUAUGUCUAACGGCAGUCGUCUGCUAGAGGGCUAUGUACCCGACUAUGACGCCACGCUGGUCACUCGCAUACUGGAUGCAGGCCUGUCCGUGUUUAUGCCACUCGUUGGGCAAGGGGCACAAUCCGCUUUUCAAGACGGAACCUGUGCCCAGCACGUGAAGGGUUUCAGCUCCACAAGCCUUGAGAAAGCUGUCCGACAGGGCCGAGAGAGUUCCGCCUCUCUCCUCUCCCCAAACGCCAAGUACCUCACUAUGCUAGGGGAGUUCACCAAACGUCGUCAUGGCAACCGCUACGCCACCAAGUGCCGGAACCUGGUCAUCAAGCUUACCGCCCAGUAUGACGAAGCUCUGAAGAAGUGUGACGUUAUCGUCAUGCCCACAUUGACUCACCCAACCGUUGGACUUCCGGAAGGAAGCAACAAGGACGCACAAGCCACUUCCGAGUACUUGACGGUGGCCCUCGACAUGUGUGCCAACACUGCACCCACCGACCUGACUGGUCAUCCGGCCUUGACCUUGCCUCUUGGAAAACUCUGCGACGGGAAGGCGGACAGCGUCAUGAUCGUGGGCCGGAAGUACGAUGAGACUACCGUUCUCGGCGUGGCCAGGGCCCUGGAGAAGAUUAUUCCCGCCCGGGAAGGACUGCACUGAUACAUUGACGUCAAGCACAAUGCAGUUACUGCAUUGAUACAUUGACGUCCUACACCAUUGUACGAAAUGCACUGAUACAGAGCCUCAUUGACAUAAAGCACAACAAGGCGGACUGCAAAGUUUCAGAAACUCAUUGACGCAAUGCACAAUAGAACCCACCCCCAACAUCCCUUUCCUUCUUCUUUUCUUCCCCUUUUUGAAUAAAGCACACUCCUUUGACAGAU